Alternaria arborescens is the source of this 1380-nucleotide messenger RNA. RefSeq lists its product as hypothetical. Lineage: Eukaryota; Fungi; Ascomycota; Dothideomycetes; Pleosporales; Pleosporaceae. The transcript has 5 exons. Bases 1 to 1380 code for a protein of 459 amino acids. The record is from RefSeq and is a predicted model, not a curated record.
AUGAGCACUCUCAGCGACGACAUCUGGUGCAAGUAUGCCGAGGGUAUCAAGAACUGGGCGGGCAAAAGUGGCAAGCCCGAUCCGAACUCCGUCUACUACAUUGCUUCGGCGGUCAACAAGGGCCCCGCGGCUGGAAGCUUCGUUCCGGAUGCCAACAUGAACUUUACCUUGAGCCAGCUUUGCGAUGCUUUGAUCUCCAGCUCAAGUCCAGUUUACAACCCUGGCACACAAGGAAGCUACUUUGAUAACCUUCAGAGAUAUAUCGCUGCCGUCAAAUUGCAAGAAAAUGUUGACCAGGGACUUGAACAACAAUUGAAGGAAGCCAACGAAGCGGCGGCCAAGGCUUUGAAAGCUUAUGCGGCCGCGAGAACCGAUGCCACCAAUGAAUGGACAAAGGAUGACUUCUCCGGCAAAGGUGCCGGUGUCGAUCUCCAAACUUGGGCUACGUCGAAUGCGCCAUUGCUGUUCACUGCCAAGUCGGAGAGAGAUGCUCGUGCACAACACGUUACCCAGAUCAACUCACAGAUCUUUGGUCCUGGUGCCGCUAAGCUCACGAACCAGCAAAACUUGUUCAUUCAGGCUGACAACCGCACUCUGCCAGUGACUGGUCUCAAUAUGAAGGUUACAGACACCCAGAUCUCUACGAACGACUACCGAAAGUAUAUUGAUGCCGUGAGGGACGGUACUAUCGGCUCACUUCCGCCUAUGGUUGAACAGCCAGGAUACUUCGUCCCUUCGUAUGCGACUGAUCCUACCUUCAAAGCCACCAUGGACGAGUGGCUCCGUGUUCGAAUUGAUGCCGAUCCCGAGUACAAAUGGACUAUCAAGUCUGAAGAUACGAAGCACUCCGACUGGACAAAAGUAGGCCACGAAGAGGGCACUGGUGGCUUCAAUUUCGGCUGGAUCCGCAUCGGUGGCGGUGGGAGCAAAGACUGGAAGGACUCAAAGGUCGUCGACGAGACAGGCUCCUUCGAGAUCCAGCUCAGCGCGCAGCGAUGCGGCCUGUUCAGCAUUUACCCCGGCGCUUGGAAUGUUAAGCAAUUCCGCCACACAUAUCCGAACACCAUCGGCGAGGUCGAUCUUGCCAAGGACGCUGUUCAGCCGACCCAGCUUUUCUGCGCAUCCCGUGUCAAGCUCAGGGUCAAGUUCACCGGCUCCAUCAAGAAUGCCUUCGAAAGUGCCGUUAAGGAAGUCAAGGGCGGCUCCGGUGGAAUCUCUAUUCUCGGUUUCACGGUUGGCGGCGGUGGUGGCAGCACAGAGGAGACCACCACGCACGAUUCGGACCUGGUGGAGACAGACGGCUGGUACGAGAUUAAGCCGACUCUUGUCUCCGGUGGCUGCUCCAUGCUGGCAGUCAUCGGGAACAAGUUCAAUGCUUAG